GUUUAGCAAGGAGGUCCACCUUAUCUAAUUGAGAACUUCUAGUUCCUAUUUCUAAUUACAAAGGAACUCUUGUUCCUUUUUCUUUCACCAUCCAGCUUUGGGCAACAUAUCUUCCCCGUACAAGGACCCCAAUGGAAAUAAGCCACCUGAACUUUUUUAUGGGUAUUCCUAGAAAAUCUACACAUGUGUUGCUGUGUAUGAUAAUUUAAGUAAGUGUAUUUAUGUGUGGGUAUACCUGAAUAAAAACUUCCAUCGGGAAGUCGGGCUGGUCGCUGCUUAAGCUGUCAGUGGCCCUAAUAAACCCAACAAAUAAACAAAAUAGUGUUGUCAGUGGCUCUAUUAACCACACAAGGUUAAUUGGACCUAAAAUCAAGCAUUCUUAUGCAGGUGAUGAUAAAAUGGCUGAGCCACUACUCAAGCGAAUAUGCCAAGACUCACAUCAGUUGUGUGAAGACCAGGCUAAACAUAUAAAUCCACUUGAUAUAAGAAAAGCAAUCCUUCAUGAUUUAACAGAACCUUUGGUGUUUCGAGGUUACCUUUCAUCUUUUGGAUGUGAAGAUGAGUAUGUCCCUCAAUGGAAAUGUAUGGAGUGGGGUGCUUCAGACUGGCUUAAAAUUUUUGAAGAAAAGGUACUUAAGUUUCGUGUUGGCACAAGGGUGAAGGAAAAUAGAGUACUUUCAGGUCCACAGUGGGAAACAACUUGUUUAAAGGCAAAUAUGACCUUUUCAGAGUUUCUCCAAUGGUCACAAGGAAAGAGAACAAGCUUAACCUCUUGCAAUCAAGAAGUGAAUUGUAAUGAUCACUGGGCUUACUUUGAUUAUUAUUAUAUGAAGGACUUGGAGCAUGUAGACCAGAUGAAAGGGGCUGUGGAUUGGAGCUUAUUUGGGUUCCCUGACAAGGAAAUUCGUGACAGUACUUUUUGGAUGGGCACAGCUGGAGCAAACACUCCCUGUCAUAUAGAUACAUAUGGCUGCAAUCUUGUGGCACAGAUAAUUGGUAAGAAAAGAUGGAUUCUCUUCCCCAAAUCUCAGUCUCAGUACUUGUCACCCACACGUAUCCCAUAUGAAGAAUCUAGCAUAUAUAGUAAAGUUGGUUUUCCUUGUCCUAGUGUGGCCUCCCAUCCCAAAUUAAAUUUUAGCACUCCAUAUGUAGUCACACUUGAGCCAGGGGAUGUAUUGUUUGUGCCAAAACAAUGGUGGCAUUUUGUAGAGCAUAUAAACUUUGCAGUGAGUAUAAACACCUGGUUAGAACUUCCUUCUGACUGUGAGGAGCAGAUUAAGGAGUCACUAGUAAUGUAUCAGGUUUCCAGCUUGUGUCAAGGUGUUCAUUCUGUUGACCUCAUUAGUUCUGUGUUUAACCCUAAUAUGAUGGAUAUUGCUACAAUGACAUCAUCCGAAAUUUUAAAACUUUUGUUACAGCGUGUGUUUCAAGCUUCAAUCUCUAGAGAAACUAGUGUUAAAAGUUGUGACACUGAUGUAUUCAGGAAAAAAGCACUUGAACAAUCUUUAUUAAUGAAAGAAGACAAAAUCAUGGUAGAUACAAAAAUCACAGAUAUUAAUUGGGAAGAUAAAAAGUGGUGUGCAAAUCACAAAAUUGAAAAAGUUUCCAGCAUGUCAUUUUCAGAAUAUAUGAAUAAAGUUUUGGGGUGCACAGAGACAGAAGUGCCAGUGGAAAAGGCAGAAUAUUGUACUAAAGCUAAAGAUAGUAACUCAUGUGAAGAUGAGGGUAUAAUGAAAUUUUCCCAAAUUAAACUCUUGGUGGAUGCCUUUACAGAUCAAAGGGUGAUAGACAUAUUGAAAAUGGUUAUAGAUGAGAAAUUAGCAGAAACCUGAGUUUUUAUUUUAUUUUUGUGUGUAUUUUUUGUUUGGAUGUGUUUUUAUUUUUUAUAGCAAGGGGGCUAGAGACAGUGGAAAUGUCAUUUUGAGAGUGUGUAAUAUGAUACUGUAUUAGUAAGAAGAGAAUUCAAAGUGUAGAAUUUAGAAAACAUUGUAAGGUCCCCAGUGGUAUAAUUCAGAGGACUGAAAAGGGGUUAUUAAUGUGGUUUGGGCAUUUAGAGAUAAUAUUGAGGGAUAGGAUGACAAAAAGGGUGUAUAAAUCUGAUGUGGAGGAAAGGGGGGAGGGGUUGUGCCAGGAAUGGUUGGAGGGAGGGGAUAAAUGAGUCUGAAAAUUAGAGGCUUGAGGAUCCAACUUGCUUGUGUGAGCAUAUUAGACAGGAGUGAAUAAAGAUGUGUGGUUUUUAAUAGAUGUAUUGUUGGAGUGAGCAAGGUAAUACAUAUUUAUGAAAGGAUUCAGGGAAACCUGUUAGCCAGACUUGAGUCCUGGAGGUGGGAAGGUUGAAGGUAGGAGGGUAAUGUGAAUUGUGAUGUCAGCACACUUUUAGCAAGGUAUUGAUUGAAUGGAAAAUAGUGCAUGUGUUUCCUUUUUUUAUGUAGGGGAUGGGGGGUCCUCUUGCCUUAGUGGGAUAUGGCGGUCAGUAUUCUAGACAUGCAUACAUAUAGACUGCACAUAUGAAACUUUAUUUGUUUGCAUUAUAGUAAAAUAUAAUAUUUUUAAUUAUUGUACUUUACUAUCAUUCUUCACUAGCACAACCCAUUUUUCACACAAAAUUGUAUGUACUUUCCUGUAUAUUAAUAAUCUAAUGAGACACUUUUUCACUAUUUUUUCAGUAUAAGAAAUUCUUUGAAAAGUCAGUCGACUAUUUGAAUAGUUUUCAUAAUUUUUACUUUUCUCACAUAUUUCUUUACAGAGUAAUGGAUCUCAUGUGUCUAAGGUCAAGAAACUGCUGUAAGAAUAUAAUCAGUAAAAUAUGGAAUUUUUAAAUUAAAAAAAAAAACAGCUAUGUUAAAUUAAAUACUGUACAUAUAUUAUAUAUCAGGAAAAGGAAA
Cherax quadricarinatus is the source of this 2885-nucleotide messenger RNA. Its product is annotated as HSPB1-associated protein 1-like. Gene Ontology annotation, molecular function: 2-oxoglutarate-dependent dioxygenase activity. NCBI's taxonomy places the organism in Eukaryota, Metazoa, Arthropoda, Malacostraca, Decapoda, Parastacidae. The record is from RefSeq and is a predicted model, not a curated record.